This is a messenger RNA of Talaromyces atroroseus, 819 nucleotides long. RefSeq names its product Adenylate kinase. The transcript has 4 exons. The coding region runs from base 1 to 819 and encodes 272 amino acids. Gene Ontology annotation, cellular component: mitochondrion; cytoplasm. Gene Ontology annotation, molecular function: AMP kinase activity; ATP binding. Gene Ontology annotation, biological process: ADP biosynthetic process. Lineage: Eukaryota; Fungi; Ascomycota; Eurotiomycetes; Eurotiales; Trichocomaceae. The record is from RefSeq and is a predicted model, not a curated record.
AUGGCUCCCAUCACCCAGGACACCGUCGACGGUCUCAAGGACGUCAUCUCCAAGCUGGAGUCGCGCGUCGCCGACCUGGAAAGCCGCCUGACACAUGGCAGCCCUGCCUCCGGCUCGAAGUCGCUCGCCGAGCAGUUUCGCAUCAUCCUGAUCGGUCCUCCGGGUGCAGGCAAGGGAACCCAGGCUCCUCGGCUGAAGGAGAAGUACUGUGUGUGCCAUUUGGCCACCGGUGAUAUGCUGCGAUCCCAGGUUGCGAAGAAGACGGCGUUGGGCAAGGAAGCGAAGAAAAUCAUGGAUCAAGGAGGCCUGGUCAGCGACGAAAUCAUGGUCAACAUGAUCAAGAGCGAGCUUGACUCGAACCAAGAGUGCAAGAAUGGUUUCAUUCUUGACGGUUUCCCCCGUACCGUGGCUCAAGCCGAGCGUCUGGACGAUAUGCUGAACAACCGCCAAGAGAAGCUCCAACACGCCGUUGAAUUGCAAAUCGACGACGCUCUGCUCGUUGCCCGUAUAACCGGUCGAUUGGUCCACCCUGCUUCCGGCCGCUCAUAUCACAAGAUUUUCAACCCCCCCAAGGAUGACUUGAAGGACGACGUGACCGGCGAGCCCUUGAUCCAACGCUCCGACGACAAUGCCGAGACACUGCAGAAGCGACUGGCCACGUACCACGCCCAGACCUCUCCUGUGGUCGACUACUACAAGAAGACGGGCAUUUGGCGCGGCAUUGACGCCAGCCAGGAGCCAGGACAGGUGUGGAAGAGUCUUCUUGGUGUUUUCCAGCCGGAAUCCAGCAUUUUGAGCAAGGUUGGUCUGUCUAAAUAA